CAGAUAUCCCAGCAGGCCCCGCGAGGCUGCUCUCUGCUCUUGCGUCCGCCGUGUUUCAGUUUCCCCCUGCAACUCAUCACUAUGGCAGAAAGAGGAUACAGCUUCUCUCUAACUACUUUCAGCCCGUCCGGCAAACUGGUCCAGAUUGAAUAUGCUCUGGCGGCUGUUGCUGCUGGUGCUCCAUCCGUCGGCAUUAAAGCAUCAAAUGGUGUCGUUCUGGCUACUGAGAAGAAGCAGAAGUCGAUAUUGUACGACGAGCAGAGCGUUCAUAAAGUGGAACCAAUCACCAAGCAUAUAGGAAUGGUCUACAGUGGGAUGGGUCCCGACUACAGGGUACUCGUGAGAAGAGCCCGGAAGCUGGCCCAGCAGUACUUUCUGGUUUACCAGGAGCCCAUUCCUACAGGUCAGCUGGUACAGAGAGUGGCAUCAGUCAUGCAGGAGUACACGCAGUCAGGGGGAGUGCGCCCUUUUGGGGUCUCACUGCUGAUUGCUGGCUGGGAUGAAGGACGGCCCUACCUCUUCCAGUCAGACCCUUCUGGAGCAUAUUUUGCCUGGAAAGCAACAGCAAUGGGAAAGAACUACGUCAAUGGAAAAACAUUCCUUGAGAAAAGAUACAAUGAGGACUUAGAGCUUGAAGAUGCAAUUCACACGGCAAUCCUGACUCUGAAGGAAAGCUUUGAGGGUCAGAUGACAGAAGAUAACAUCGAAGUGGGCAUUUGUAAUGAAGACGGUUUCAGGAGACUUUCCCCUUCUGAGGUUAAAGAUUAUUUGGCAGCCAUUGCCUGAAACCACCGGCAAAGCUUUCUAUGCGCUUUAUUUUUCUAGUUGUCUGGAGUAAAAUGACUUAAAAUACUGUAUAUUCAGCCUGUCUUUUUUAUUUUUUCUUAAAAAUGAAACCAAUAAAUGGUGAUAAUGCA
Messenger RNA from Brienomyrus brachyistius, 917 nucleotides. RefSeq names its product proteasome subunit alpha type-2-like. Lineage: Eukaryota; Metazoa; Chordata; Actinopteri; Osteoglossiformes; Mormyridae. The coding region runs from base 82 to 786 and encodes 234 amino acids. Gene Ontology annotation, biological process: ubiquitin-dependent protein catabolic process. The transcript has 8 exons. Gene Ontology annotation, cellular component: proteasome core complex; proteasome core complex, alpha-subunit complex. The record is from RefSeq and is a predicted model, not a curated record.